Zingiber officinale is the source of this 2895-nucleotide messenger RNA. RefSeq names its product receptor-like protein 12. Lineage: Eukaryota; Viridiplantae; Streptophyta; Magnoliopsida; Zingiberales; Zingiberaceae. Bases 1 to 2895 code for a protein of 964 amino acids. Gene Ontology annotation, cellular component: plasma membrane. The transcript has 2 exons. Gene Ontology annotation, molecular function: protein binding. The record is from RefSeq and is a predicted model, not a curated record.
AUGACUCUUAAUUGGGAUUUCAUGGUGAUUUCUAGUUCUUCAAAGCAUGCUAUAGUUAUCUUUGCCGCUUUAAUACUGUUGAGCAAUAGAGCAAACUGUGAUGAUUCUCUACAUGCCAACAAGGGGAACACCUGCCUAGAGAGUGAAAGGAGAGCUUUGAUUGCCAUCAAGAGCGAUAUGUAUGAUCCUGGCGAGUGGUUAUCUUCAUGGACCGGCUAUGAUUGCUGCAAGUGGAGAGGAGUUGCUUGCGACAAUGUUACUGGUUUUGUCACUAGUCUUGACCUUCACUAUCCCUUUGAAUAUAAUCCACGGGUGGGGAUUAGUAGCAACCCCUAUGAAUAUUAUCUUUGGGCGGAGAUUGAUUUCUAUCCCUAUGAUUAUAAUCCAUGGGUAGUGGAGCGUAUUGGUGCGAGCAAGGUAAAUCCUUCUCUGUUUGAACUGAAGCAUUUGAGAUACUUGGAUUUGAGCUUUAAUAACUUCUCAUAUGCGCAUGUGCCUCCCAUGAUUGCCUCACUUGUGCACUUGGAAUACCUUAACCUCUCCAAUGCCUGUUUUGAUGGAUUAAUUCCUCCUGUAUUAGGGAAUCUUUCCCACAUACAACACCUUGACCUUGGAAAUUGUUAUGCAUAUCCAAGUACUCUAUUCUCAAACAACUUGAGUUGGCUCCCCAACUUAAAUUCUCUAGAAUAUCUCGACAUGAGUUGUGCCAACCUCUCUAAAGCAACCAAUUGGCUCCACCAAAUUAAUUUGAUUCCUACUCUACAAGUGUUGCGUUUGGGGGAUGCAUUUCUCCCAAAUGUUCCACCUUCUUUACCCACAUUUAACCUCACAUCCCUCACCAUGCUCGAUCUCAGUGGGUAUGAAUGGAACAUCAGCGCUUCCAUGUUGAGGUGGUUGUCUAAUGCCAGUAAUCUUGAACACCUCGAUAUAUCUAGAUGCUGGAUGACGGUGUUUGAUGCUGAGGCGUUUUCAGUUGCUUUGGGAGCUCUGCAUAAUUUGAGGAAGCUAGUUUUGGUCGAUACUCAAAUAGCAGGAGAAUUUUCUACAAUUCUGAAGAAUGUUAGCAGAAUGUUGCAAUAUUUAGAUUUGCGAUGGAAUUUCUUAUUAUCUGGAGAAAUUUCAACAAUUUUGUCGAUCCUUCCGCACCAACUGGAGUUCUUAGCAUUACACGAUAAUAACAUCUAUGGGAGAAUCCCAGAGAUGUUAGGGAAUUACACAAGCUUGAGAUACUUGAGUAUGUCCUACACUCGAAUAACUGGAGAUAUUCCAAGAACAAUAGGGAAACUUAUCCAUUUGGAGUAUCUUGAUUUGUUUGGAAAUCAUAUAACAGGUGAGAUGCCGUUGAGCCUCGGCAACCUUACGAAUUUGGUAUUUCUACGUUUGAGUGGAAACAAUAUCACAGGACCAAUACUAGAGAGUGUUGGUAAUUUGGUUUCCUUGAAGAUUUUAGCUUUGUCUGAAAAUAAGAUUACUGGAGAAAUACCAAAGACUUUGGGGAGUCUUCAAAAUAUGCUAAUAUUAGAUUUACAAGACAACUUUCUCACUGGGCAAAUACCAACAACAAUUGGCAGAAUUUCCAAUCUGCGUUAUUUGGAUGUAUCAGAGAACCACUUAACUGGAGAAAUACCAACAACGAUUGACAGAAUUUUGAGCAGAAUUUUCAACCUGCGUUAUUUGGAUGUAUCAGAGAACCACUUAACUGGAGAAAUACCAACAACGAUUGACAGAAUUUUCAACCUGCGUUAUUUGGAUGUAUCAGAGAACCACUUAACUGGAGAAAUACCAACAACGAUUGGCAGAAUUUUCAACCUGCGUUAUUUGGAUGUAUCAGAGAACCACUUAACUGGAGAAAUACCAACAACGAUUGGCAAAAUUUUCAACCUGCGUUAUUUGGAUGUAUCAGAGAACCACUUAACUGGAGAAAUACCAAAGACUUUUAGCCGUCUAUGCAACCUAUGGAUGCUAGAUCUGUCAUUAAACAAUAUCAUCGGAGAGUUAGCAGAUCUACUUGAUGGCUUAUCUAAUUGUCCACAAGGAGCAGCGUUAUCAUCCUUACGCAUUGCUGACAAUAAUUUGAAUGGAAUUAUUCCAUCCAACCUUGGACUGUUAGCUCAAUUAGAGGAACUGGACCUCUCCUCAAAUUCACUGCAAGGACAUUUCAAGGCUAUGUUUCAAGAAUAUUAUACCAAUUCUAACUCAUGCCAUGAUAAUAAUCUUCAAUGUGCAAUGGCACCUAUGGGCUCUUAUAGACCAAAGGAUAAGAUCCUAAUAACUGCCAAAGGAUCAACCUAUGAAUACAUUAGAAUUCUCUCCCUCGUGACCAGCAUAGACCUAUCGCAUAAUAAUCUUUCUGGUGAAAUCCCAAACGAGCUAAUGAUGCUUCGUGAUUUGCACUUCCUGAGCUUGUCCAACAAUCACUUGACCGGUACAAUUCCUGAAAACAUUGCCAUUUUGACAGAGUUAUUUUCUCUUGACUUGUCAAUGAACAAUCUCACUGGCACAAUUCCCUCCAACUUAUCUGCUCUAAACUUUCUCAGUCACUUGAAUCUCUCUUUCAAUAACUUGUCCGGAAGAAUCCCAACCGGGAAUCAAUUUCUAACCUUCGAUGACCCUGCGAUAUACGCUGGCAACAAGGACCUUUGUGGUUGGCCACUACCCGAGUGUCCUAGUGAUGAAGCCCAGCGAGGUCCACUUCAUGCAAGAGAUGAUGAUGAUGUUAAUGGCAGCAAGCUUGAAAAAGUUCUGGAUUAUGCCUUCAUUGCUAUGGGAUUUAUAGUCGGAUUUUGGGCAUAUUGGGGCGCAAUGAUCAUGAAAAAGUCCAUCAGAAUUGCUCUCUUCCAGAUGGUGGACAGGAUUUAUGACUAUGUGCAACUCGCAGUGAAGUUUGGAAGGUGA